CAGUUAUCUAGUUUCUCAGAACUUUUGGUAGAUGGGGCUCCAUUAAUGGAGGCAGGGCAGGUACGGCACCCACAUUUGAAGGUUCAGGUAGAUGACUCAACCUCUGAGGAAGAGGUUCUCGAGGAUGAGGAGGUUUUAUCUCGGGAGAUAAAAGUAGAUGUUACCCCAGCUGCAGUAGAUAAUGUUACAUCAUCUGAAAAGGUAGAAGUAGGUGUUCCAUCACCCCUGGAAAUAGUAGUUGAUAAUUCUAAAUCCCAAGGCCCACCAGUAGAAGCUGUAGCAGCUGUAGUGGAUAGUGCAAGUGAUCAUGGAGCAAAAUUACCUGAUCACUCCCAGAAUGAGGUUUUACCCCAGGAAAACCAAGCUUGUGUUUCACCUCCUGACAAGGAAUCUCAAGUAGGAUCAGGUCAACCCCAGGAAGAGGCAGAAGCUGAUACUGCAUUACCUCGAGGAGAAACAACAACGAAAAUUGGUGAAUCCUCAUUAACGGGAGGGUUUAUAGACAUUUCAACACUCCAGGAAGCUCAGGCAGAUAUUACCCAACCCCAGGAAACACCGAGCACAGGACAGGAGACUAUGCAAAAACAAAUUAAAACUGAUCAAAUAGAUUCUGAAUCUCCAGAGUCGCCACAAGUUACAGAACCAGACCAGAAGCCUGAAGUACAGCCACCACAAGUUACAAAACCAGAACAGAAGCCUGAAGUACAGCCACCACAAGUUACAGAACCAGACCAGAAGCCUGAAGUACAGCCACGACAAGUUACAGAACCAGACCAGAAGCCUGAAGUACAGCCACCACAAGUUACAAAACCAGAACAGAAGCCUGAAGUACAGCCACGACAAGUUACAGAACCAGACCAGAAGCCUGAAGUACAGCCACCACAAGUUACAAAACCAGAACAGAAACCUGAAGUUAAGCCACCACAAGUUACGGAACCAGAACAGAAGCCUGAAGUACAGCCAUCACAAGUUACAGAACCAGAACAGAAGCCUGAAGUUCAGCCACCACAAGUUACAGAACCAGAACAUAAGCCUGAAGUACAGCCACCACAAGUUACAGAACCAGAACAGAAGCCUGAAGUUCAGCCACCACAAGUUACGGAACCAGAACAGAAGCCUGAAGUACAGCCACCACAAGUUACAGAACCAGAACAGAAGCCUGAAGUACAGCCAUCACAAGUUACAGAACCAGAACAGAAACCUGAAGUUAAGCCACCACAAGUUACAGAACCAGAACAGAAACCAGUCUUGGCUAACACUCGUCCUCAGGAGACUUCAGUAGAUCAACAGUCUGGCAACAAAAGUGACUUUUCAGAUGAUGUUGCACAUAAAGAGGAAGCUGUAGUUAAGGCAAAACCAACAGUGGUGAAGGAAGUAACGUUCAAAUUACCUUCAGAAUCCCCGGUAAGCAGUGAGACAGGAGGAGAGGAAGGUUCAUCAGAAGCUACAGAAACUGGAGCUGAUAUAUCUGACUUUGUUUCAUUUGCUGAGGAAAAUAACCCCCCUGUUGAGCCUGAUGCCAAAGCAUUGCCAGUAGAAGUUGUUACUGAUGUACCAGUAGCCUACUUUGAUCAGGCUUGUGGGGUAAAUGAUAAAGAAAUGGAGGUAGAAUGCAGAGGCCAGGAAACUCAGACAUCAUUUGCCUUACCACCACCUGUUCUUGUGACUGAGAGCAAAGAGCACAGUACUCAAACAGAAGAAGAGAAAGGGAUCACAGUCGUAGGUCUGAGCACUUCCUUUCGUCACGACAAAGAUGGAGCAGAGACACGAGCAGGAAGCCAGGGCCCCAUUCAGCCCAAAGUGACAGAAAUCCUCCUUGAUGCUCUGCUUCCCUCAGAAACACAACUGCUAGUUAAAGACACUAGAUUUGUUGACUCAACACCAAUGCAGAAUGUGGAAAUUGAAGGAAGUGAGGCUGGAGCUGUACCAUGUAUUGUGACUAGUCAUGUAAGUCUGGCAUUUUUAGGGCUGGAACAUCGUGAUGAAAGUGGUACCCGUCAAUCACAGACAUUGACACCUGUUAAGGAAGGACAAGAUGCUGUCACAUCACCAGAUAAUGCAAAAAACUCUUCAAAACAAGAAUGUAAGGAAUCUUUGUCAGCAAAGCAUAAAGACUUAGAAGUAAUUGCUUCAGUAGAUCCCAAAGUAGACACACACUCAGCUCCUAUAACUUCUCCAUUAGCAACCUCCAAUAGUACUCUCACAUCAGGUCAAAUUGUUUCUGAUCAGGUAAGUCACACAAAGAAUAAAUCUGCCACAGAUCAAGCAACCAAAAUUACUCCAAAAGAUAAUUCUGUGAAGGCAAUUAAUGGAGAGGGUAAACCAUCUGCUGAACAUAAUACAAUGCCAUCAGCAGAAGUAAACAAACAGCAAACUUUAGUUGAUCUAAGUCAACAAGCUUUGCCACGCCCAAUUAGCCCAGUGCCCCCUCGUGUACCUGAGGAAGAAGACGGAAAUUGUAAUUUAAAAUCACCUACACAGACUCUUCAGUCACGAGAGCAGCACGAAGAUGCAGCACCACAUCCAGUAAGUCCAUCCUUGGAGGCCAUUGCAGAAGCAGUGGCUGCCUCUACAACUCGUGCUGCACUGGAGCUGCUCGCGACAGCCACCACAGACACCUCCAGUCCACGCCAAGAGUCACAGGCUGUAAGCAGUCGCCCAGCUGUACACACAGAGGAGGUUCAGUCUGAUCAGUCCCCUAUAUCCACAGAUGAGUCCUCCUCAGCCACUACAGUAGUAGCCAUUAGUGAUGUAGAAGAGGAUUUAGGAGCUUCUGACUUACGUACUCAAAGUGCAACAGAGACUCUUGGCCCUGAUGCAACUUCAAAAUCAUCCACAGUUUCCAUAACCACCAUCACUCACACACCUUCAGACUCCCCAGUUUCCACACCAACAGAGGAGGUAACACAAGAGAGCGUGGAAGCUGCCCUUGCUGAGGCAGUGCAAGAAGAAGUUCCCAGCAGUACUGUGAAAUCUGCUGGGCCCCAAGCAGCUUCUCCCCAAAAGGGCCCUGAAGCCACCACAGUCAGCCCACAGAAAGAGGAUAGUCCGACAUCGAGCAAAGGUUCAAGCCCCGACAUGGACGAGUACGAAGUCAUCACGAAAGAUGAAGAUAACGUGCGUGCUCCCCUCGCCCCUAAAGAGAAGUUGUCUGACAAGGAGCCUACUACAGCAAAGAGCGAGGCUACCCAACUACAAAGUCAGAAGGCUGUAAAACAUGUUAAGCAUGAGGAAGAAGAAGAAGAAGAGGAGGAGGAAGAAGAGGAAGAGGAGGAGGAGGAAGAGGAGGAGGAGGAAGAAGAAGAAGAAGAAGAAGAAGAAGAAGAAGAAGAAGAAGAUGAAGAGGAGGAGGAAGAGGAGGAGGUUAAACAAGAAGUAAAAAAACAAGAAGUGAAAAAACAAGAAGUGAAAAAAGUUAACGUAGAAAAGGAACAGGAACCAGAAAGUGAAGAAGAGGAAGAAGAAGAAGAAGAAGAAGAAGAAGAAGAAGAAGAAGAAGAAGAAGAGCAGGAGGAAGAAGAGGAGGAGGAAGAGGAAGAAGAAGCAGAAGAGGAAGAAGAAGAGGAAGAAGACAAAGAAGAACACGUUGCACCAUCCAAGCAGCAGCCACAGCCUAAGACCACACAACAAUCUUCAACUAAGGACGAGACGCCUGCACACAGUACACCCACACAACCAUCCACCACAGCCACAAAAGAAGACACUGAACAAUUGCAUUCAAAUAAAGAGUGAAACAAGUUUACGUUUAUAAGAAGGCUAGUGGCAAAAUAAAUAUGUUACAGAUGAACAUCAUAUAGGAAAUUCCCUAUUGUGGAUGUCAUGAACUGUACUGUAUGUCCAUUAAUUGUGUCCAGUUUAGUUGUAAAGUGAACACUAAUAUGCAUUAGUUAUACAGUAUAUAUAUAUAUAUAUAUAUAUAUAUAUAUAUAUAUAUAUAUAUAUAUAUAUAUAUAUAUAUAUAUAUAUAUAUAUAUAUAUAUAUAUAUAUAUAUAUAUAUAUAUAUACAGUAUAUAUAUAUAUAUAUAUACAUAUACAGUAUAUGCUUACCCGAGCAAACGUUGUUGAAGAUAGUGACCCUUUUUAUUCUCCGACCAUAAAUCACUAUUGCACUGUAAAUCAAAGCAAGGACCGAGGGUCUCCUCAAACACCAGUUAAUUAUCUUGUGAUUGUGAUCCUCAGUGUAUGUAAUCAAGUAUAUGUACGUAUAAGCAAGAUGUCGAGUGCUUCAAUAUACAAAGAGAAUGUCGUUCUAUUUGUAUGGUUAACUCUGUGAUAAUAUGUUCUGGCUUGAAUAUUAUGCACACCUUUCCAAUGGUGAGGCAAGAGGUGAUUGACUGAUGACAGCUCUGAUAAAUAUUUUCAUAUUUGCUACAUAUAAAAAAUAAUAGAUUUAUCUUGAUUGUAAAACACAAACUUUCAUCAUAGGUUGUACAAGUGUUGGCAGAAUAUAAAUAAAGUUACUUUACCUGGUUAUCAUGGCCUCUUGCAUGCUAGAUACAUUUCUCUGUAUAUUUUCUCUUUUGCUGAAUUUUAGAAAGAUUAUGCAUGCACCUCCGCCCUGCUUAAUGCAUUAAAUCACUUGUAUGUACUGAAGCAGUCAUCCAGCAGAGGGACGCUUGAUCCUCAAGAUCACUGCUACAUAUAUUAAAAUUUGCAUUAGUAGUGACUCAAAAUAUUAUAUAAAUACACAAAUGAAGUAUUUCACGAAAACUAAUAAGAAUAUAUAUUAUUUUUGGGGGGAUCUGUCAAGAACUUUCCUUCAUUAUCUGUAAAUCAUUGGUAAAUUUCAAGGAAAAAAAUACUGUAUAUUAGCUGCUCAAUUAUAAAAUCACCUUCAGGUUUAAAAGACACCAAGGAGCUCACAAAAUCUACUUGGUUGUUUUUAUUGUGCAUGUAUGUCUUUCAGUUGCCUCACAAUCUGGUAAAAGUACCGUAAUGAUGACAUUCAUCACUACUUUUAAUGUAAGAUGGUAUGGGAGAGUUUAUGUGAGAUUUAAGUAGUUUAAUAUAUUAAAUAGCUUCAACUGCAUCAAGAAAUCAUCUAUGGUUGUGCAAAAGUUUGUUUCUUGCAUAAAUCCCAUAGUAUUUAAUAAUGCUCAUCUAAUACAGUAAUAAUCACAUGUACUCUCACAGAAUGUCAUAAUGAUAUGUACAUUUGUCGGCUGCACUUGUUAACUUGACAGUGCAUCGUCACCUGUAUGUACAGUACUUAUUCUUGAUAUCGUUAUAAAUUUAAAUUAUAUAUACUAGUAUAAGAAGUUGUAGGAAGUACCAGGAAUAUUGCUGUGUGAGGGCAUUGUGCACAACCUAUCACUUCACCAAACAAGAACUUGAAUAGGUAGACUUGUGUUCUAGUUUUGAAGGAUACCAUGUACUGUUUUUGUAAGAAGUGACAUCCAGUGACUAACUUUUUUCCUGUCAGACUUAUCUGCUAUUCCAGAAUCCACAGUAAUUUGUAGUCUCCACAUAGGGGUUUUAUAUUUUCAACAGUGCAAAUGCCCAGGCUAUGCAUGACUACAGACUACCAAGAGAAAUCUUUCUCCCACUUGCAAAUCUUAUAAAUUGUAUGUAUUGGAAAAUUUUCUAAGAGUAAAUUUGAUGACCAUGUUCUGUAAUAUUUAUCUGAUUGUUUGAAAGUGAGAAGCAAAUAUUCAAGUUGAUUCCAGAUUAUCAGGAGAUUUCAGUCAGGGGAGAGGAUUUGUUAAGCAUUUCUUCCAUUAGCUAUUAAUAGAACAACAUCUCAAGGUGAGUGAAGGUCUCUGUAAUGGUUGUCGUCUAUCAGCCAGGAUUAAUAUACAUUACAUAUAGUUUAUAUAUUUAAGUCCUCUGCGGUUAUGAUAUGAUUUUCUUGUUAAAGGUUGUAUGGUGAUUGUAGGUGAGUAUUGUUUCUGCUGCCCAUGAUGAAUGUAGCAAAGCCUUUCCAUGGGUACUUGAUACUUACAGUGUAUUACCGUAUAUAUUAAUGAAUGAUUUUGCAUUUAACCUUGGUAGCAAGUUAGAAAUGUCCAGGUCAGUUAUCAUCCCAGUUACUUUUCAUUUUUAAUUCACAACAUACAUUCAGGUAUUAUUUUUUCUAUAAUACCUAAAACAUUUUGUUAAACAGUUCCUGCAUUUGUGUUUGUCAACUUAUAAAGAAAAGUUUCUUUGAAUUAUUUUAGUGGAAUAGCAAACUGUGGAAGACUGUAGAUCCACAAUAUUUAAUGUUUUCAUGAUUAUCAUUAAUGGAUUGUUAUGAGUUUUAUUGAAGCAGAUUGUACAUUUACCAUAUGUGAAUCUUGAAAAAAAUUGACAAGCUUAGUAUUUUCUGUUAAAGGAAGAAAUCUUUAAAAAUCAAUCUAGAAAUAUACAGUACAGUAUAGGCAGAAAAAUCUGAAAGUCAGCCAUAUCGUAUACUGUAGCUAGGCAGUACCUGUACUGUAGUAUAACAGGUCUCAUACAAUAUACAGUAUAUAUAGAUUGUGUCAGUUUUCAUUUAAUGCCAGUAUGUAACUUUGAGUAGAAUAAUGAUAAUACUGUUCUGGUUAUAUACAAAUAUUCACUGAAUAGUUUUACACUUUGUAAAAAUAAAAAUAAGAAAAAAAAAUUGUAGAUUGAACAUAAAACAUCAGGUACAGUAGUCAGUGAUGUAAUUGUUUUCCACAGGUGAAGCCUCCAAUUAUUUUUCAAAACAGUAUUUUCUAAUUGCUUAAGAAGUAAAUUUGGGUACACCUCCUUACACAUAAAAUAGCAGUAUGACUAGUUUUCAUUGUUGCCUGUAUGGUACUGUACCUAUAGUGACUUAUUUCCUUUUGUUACUCAUAUUUGUAAUCUAAGUGCACCAUUCAGUGAUACCUAACUUUAACCUCUUCCCAAAGAAUAGUGAUUGUGCUCGGGCUUUUUCUGGUACCGUGCGUGAGGCUUCUAUAGUGCCAGAGAUGGCCCAGUAGAGUAUGAGAACUUGAGGCACAAUAAUUGGUUGGUUUUGAUUUAGUGUGCAGUAGUAAACAAGCAAUAUUAUUAGUCAUUCGUUAUCUAGUCCAAGAGUAUCUUCUAGUCAGUAACUGUUUAUGUGUUUAUGCAGAAAGAUUUGUGAAUCUGUACGUAUUCAGUUAAUAAAAUAUAUCAUACA
Homarus americanus (American lobster) is the source of this 7109-nucleotide messenger RNA. Its product is annotated as glutamic acid-rich protein-like. The coding region runs from base 46 to 3732 and encodes 1228 amino acids. The transcript has 4 exons. Gene Ontology annotation, biological process: protein localization to cell surface; synaptic transmission, cholinergic. Gene Ontology annotation, cellular component: neuron projection; intracellular membrane-bounded organelle; neuronal cell body. The record is from RefSeq and is a predicted model, not a curated record. NCBI's taxonomy places the organism in Eukaryota, Metazoa, Arthropoda, Malacostraca, Decapoda, Nephropidae.